This is a messenger RNA of Mauremys reevesii (Reeves's turtle), 806 nucleotides long. Its product is annotated as gametocyte-specific factor 1-like. The record is from RefSeq and is a predicted model, not a curated record. The coding region runs from base 202 to 693 and encodes 163 amino acids. The transcript has 7 exons. NCBI's taxonomy places the organism in Eukaryota, Metazoa, Chordata, Testudines, Geoemydidae.
GGUAGGAAUUUGCUAAAUAAGUGGCCUAUAAAAGGAGCUGAACUCUGCUUAAUGAGCAGAGUGGGAGGGGCUGGGUGGAGCCGGGCAGGGCACAACACAACACAACUUCCAGAGAAGGACCUUCUGUGAGGUGAUCCAGACUAACACGGCUACCCCUCUGAUACUAUCUGUGCAUCGUGUGCCUUCUGUUGUGCAGGUGUGAUGGAUCCUGAGCGGCUCAUCCAAUGCCCCUAUGAUAAAAACCACCAGAUCCGAGCCUCCAGGUUCCCCUACCACUUGGUCAAAUGUGGAGAGAAUAACAAGAAAAGAGCCAAAGAGCUGGCCACGUGCCCCUACAAUGCUCGCCACAGAGUCCCAAAGCGAGAGCUCCAGCUGCACAUCUCCACCUGCACAGACAACAGGGCGCCAGAGCUGUUCAGUGGGACAUCAAUGACUUUCAGUCCCAAGCAGGAACUGAAAGAGACUCCAAGAUCCUGGCAGUGUCCCCCCUGUCAAGAGGACUGGGAGGCAGAUGCAGAUGAGUCUGCUGCCAGUUCUCCUUUUGUUCUUGGCUUCAAGGCAAAUUGCACCUUAAGCACAAGUCAAAGUCUUGGUGAGGCAGGCCAGGAUGGAAACCAGCAAAUGCAGGCCGUGAGCACCUCAGCAGCAGCAUGGACUCCGAAGGGUCACUCCUGGAGAAAUGGAUCUCUGUGAAGCUCUUGCUGUCUGGAGAACAGUUGAAGCUUUUAAACUUGUAGCCAUUUUAGCCAUUUUAGACAUGUUCUUAGUGUCCAGACUGAGAAAUAAAACUUCCCUUUGUAUCAACA